AUGAAACUUAAAUCCCUGGACCAAUCUGCUUCUGGAAGCCUGUACUUACUUUCACUCUCAGAGCAUACACGAACAGGAGGCUCAGGAACUUGGAUCUGGCAAGGACAAAGAUGGCUCUACAGCAACCGAUUUGGAACCCGACCCUUCCUUUUACUGGCCCCAUUUUGGGGGGUUUGAGCGAAGGGAAGAUGGUUAUCAUCCAAGGCCAGGUCCGGUAUCCUGUGAAAAGUUUUGUAGUGAAUCUGGUGUGCCAGAACGGCGACAUUGCCUUUCACUUCAACCCACGGUUCUCUGAAGGCCACGUGGUCGUGUGUAACACGCAGCAAAAUGGGCGCUGGGGACCUGAGCAGCGGGUCUGCAACAUCCCCUUCCAGCCUGGAGUCUAUUUUGAGAUUAUUCUCAACGUCAAGAGCCACUGCUAUCAGGUAUCUGUUAAUGGCAGCCACUUCCUGGAAUACAGUCACCGCCUCCCAUUCCACCUGGUCCAGAAAUUGUUUGUCAAUGGGGAUAUCACUGUGAACUGCAUCAACUUUGCUGGUAGUGCUCCACCGCCUUAUGCUCCUCCAGCUUACAAUGUUGUCACAGCCACCAAUGUCGGUGGUAUGUUUGCCCAGCCACACUUUGUACAAACAUCAAUUUCAAGGAAGCAGAAGAGCAAGAAUGCCCAGGGCUUCAGUGGAGUGACUUUGGCCAAUCCUACUGUCCCAUUCUGUGCAGCUAUCCCAGGAAACUUCACUGAGUUCCGGAAGAUUGCAAUUGUGGGGAACGUGCCAUUUUUAGCCAACAGAUUCCCUUUCUUUUCCUCCAGAUUCCAUGUGAACCUGAAAAACAGCAUGACCGGCAACAUUGCUCUGCACAUCAAUCCCCGGUUCAAAGAGAGAGUCCUUGUCCGGAAUUCCUUCAUCAAUGGUGCAUGGGGUUCGGAGGAACGGCACGGUCAUGCCAUGCCUUUCACACCUAGCCAAGCCUUCCAUAUGGAGAUCACCAACCUGAAGAAUAACUACAGGGUGAUUGUGAACGGGCAAGUGGUAUUUGAUUAUACCCAUCGAAUUCCUUCAAGACAGGUGGACCAACUUGAAAUAGCUGGAGAUGUGACCCUUUCUUGUGUACAGUACUGAUUAGUCUCUUUUCCAUGCACACUACUUCGGUGCACACCUAGUGUUGAAGUAAACAGCAAAGCCAUGCAUUUGGAGUGGUGUUUUCUCCAUCUAUCAUUAAAAAAAAAUCUACUAUACACUUUUUGCCUGUCAAUCUAAAACCAAUAUGCCUAUUAUAGCUUUCUAAAUAGAGUAAGGCAGAAAUCAUUUCCAGCAAACUGAAGUACCCUUAUAGAAUAACUGUGGGUGAUCGGGAAACCAGAAUUGCUGUAUUUGUUUCAAUCUGAUUUAAAUCCUAUAGUGUAAGGCUUACCAAGUGUGGCAUAAAGGUGACAAGAGGAAAGUCUUGAUCAUACAAACUUGUAAUUAUUAUUUUCUUAAACAGCAUUUGUUUGUCCCUUCUUUCCUCUUGUGUAGUUUUACUUUCCUUUUUUUUUUUUUUACUUUUUUUUCGUGUCAAGAGCAACUUGAGUUGCUUCUGGAGUGAGAGAAUUGGCCGUCUGCAAGGAUGUUGCCCAGGGGAUGCCUGGAUGUUUUGAUGUUUUUACCAUCCUUGUGGGAGGCUUCUCUCAUGUCCCCGCAUGGAGCUGGAGCUGAUAGAGGGAGCUCAUCCGCACUCUCCCCGGGUGGGAUUCGAACCUGGCAGCUUUCAGGUCAGCAACCCAACCUUCAAGUCAUGAGGCUUUAGUCCACUAUGCCAUCGGGGGCUCCUAUUUUACAAUUAUGCUCUACUAUCCACCCUCUCCAGAUAAUAAUGUAUAUUCCAAUAAAAUAAACAUGGAAUUGUCAUUAGAACUACACUCUUCAGUGAUGCUGUAUAUUUUCAGUCUCAAUGUAUCCUAUAAUCUGUCAUAAAAUAAAGAAAAUGUUUACAUAAA
This is a messenger RNA of Anolis carolinensis (green anole), 1975 nucleotides long. RefSeq names its product galectin-4. Bases 111 to 1118 code for a protein of 335 amino acids. NCBI's taxonomy places the organism in Eukaryota, Metazoa, Chordata, Lepidosauria, Squamata, Anolidae. Gene Ontology annotation, molecular function: carbohydrate binding. The transcript has 11 exons. The record is from RefSeq and is a predicted model, not a curated record.